Messenger RNA from Ordospora pajunii, 192 nucleotides. RefSeq lists its product as uncharacterized. The record is from RefSeq and is a predicted model, not a curated record. The transcript has a single exon. NCBI's taxonomy places the organism in Eukaryota, Fungi, Microsporidia, Ordosporidae. Bases 1 to 192 code for a protein of 63 amino acids.
AUGAUUAAUUCUAAUGAGUGUGCGGUAUCGCUGCAUGACGGUCUGCCCAGAGUGCUGAAUAUCAAGGACAAGCUUCGCCUCCUCUGUAUCCAUUGUGUGUUUGAAUCCUUUUGGAUAACUCAUGAGCUUGUUGAGGUUGUGCAUGAGUCUUUGAAGCAGAUGCAUUGUUCCAGCAGGACAAUUUUUUCAUAG